CAGACGCGUCAAUCCCUCCAGGCUCCAUCUCUUCCCCCACCCCCACAACAAGCCACACCAUCGAUACCCCUCGAUAUCCUACGUCGCCGACAAGCUCCGAAAACUCCUCGGUCGCUUUCGCUAUCCCUUCCCACAUUCAAUUCACUCGUACACAUCGUAUCAAACCUGAGAUACACGACCUGAUGGAUGACUCGGAUUGCGGAGCGGGCUACUCGGAAGUUGAUGAGGUCGACAUGAUGGAGGUCGAUGUACCGGAGCGCGGCGCGGAGAGUGAAGGCGACGAGGACACGGGGAGCGAUGGCGAUGAUCUAGAAGACUCAAAGCUUGUUCGGGUCACCCGAGAGAUCAGAGCAAAUGACUACUCACUCCGGUACUGGGUGCGCUUCGAGAACGGCAAAGAGGCCGAACUGUCUUUCGAACGCCUCGCCUCUCUCGAUAACGGAAAAAAAGCUCUCAAUGACUUUCUAAGCGGCAAACACGAUGACGACGAAGAUGAAGAUGAACCGGAGGGUGAAGCCCAAUUAGAUUACGACCAUUCUACAACCGGAGGUACAGAGGCGGAGGAAGAUUGGUUGUCACGCCCUCCUCCUGAGCGAGCACAACGCCAGCGAAAUCUCCUCAAACUUCGGGGAACAAGGCGGUUAGCUACUCUGAAGGAGACGACAAAAGAGAAAGCCAUAGUAGAGCAGGACGAUGGAGGGCGCGCUACACGGUCGAAGGGACUAAAGGAAGGGCCCUCGAUGCUCUCUUUCAAGAGAGGCCCGCAGUCGGACGACGACGAUAAUAUCAUUGAUCUUCCGCGUAAAAAGUCGCAGCGCAGGUCGGCCAGAAAAUCGAAUGGAAAGGCAAAAGAGGUGAGCGAUGAAUCGGAGUAUCACCGUAGCGAGGACGAACAAGCGAGACGGUCGGGUAGAACCCGGCGUCACCAAAACUACGCUGAGCCGGUCCCGGAAGACGAAUACGAGUACACCGAAGAGCCACAACCCAAAGCUCCCCCGAAACCAAAACUCACACGUUCGAAAGAGAUAUUUCCGAUUUUUCCUGACGAUGACGAGUUCGUCCAGGUUCAUAAUCUACAUUGUGAGACUUGCCAAAAGUCGGGUCCCUCGGAUAAACAAGGCCACUUGAUCUUUUGUCAGGGCUGCUCGGCUUCCUACCACAAAGCCUGCAUUGGACUGCGAAAUGCGCGUGAGCAUCUUGUUACCAAGGUGUCCAGCACCAAUUUUGUGCUUCAGUGCAAGCGCUGCAUAGGAAGGCCGAAGCUGAAGGAUCAUCUCCAAGCGUCGUGGGAUCGGUGCACAGAUUGUGGGGCUCAAGGAGACUCGUGUGAACCUUUCAAGCCAUUAAGCGAGGCCAAAAUAAAGGCGCAAGAUGGAAGAGCAUUGUCACCUGACAUCGACGUUCCUGAUAAGGGUCUUUAUGCUCCCGGGAACGUAUUGUUUCGUUGUCAAGGAUGUUCUCGAGCAUGGCAUUACGACCAUCUUCCAGAGCGGGACUCGACCAACUACGCAGCGUUCACAUGCCUGGACUGCGUAAGAGCACCAGGCAAGAUAGACAAGAUCACCGCUUGGCGUCCGAUUGAUCCUGCCGCGUGGGACGAGCGUGCACUCAGUCUCGCUGAUUUCACUGAAGAUGAGCGGGAGUACUUAGUCAAGUUCGACGGGCAGUCCUAUUUCCAUGUGAAAUGGGUUCCUGGCCCGUGGCUGACUGGUGCCUUCCCUUAUCGCCGACUCGGAUUUUUGAAGAAUAAUCCGUAUGCCAUCCUGAGCCAGGAGAAAGCCAUCGACGAGUCAUGGUUGCGGGUGGAGAUAAUUCUCAGGCUAGAAUACACUAGCUACGUUCCUGUUGGGAAGGACGUCAAUGUGGACCUGGCUCGGGUGAGGGAGGUCGCUAAGGCCCUUAUUAAAUAUAAGGGUCUCGGGUAUGACGAAGUCGUUUGGGACAGCCCGCCCUUGGAAUCUGAUGGGGAUAGGUGGGCUGAUUGGAAGUCUGCCUACUACGACUACGUGCAUGGGUUGUAUGUACGCCCGGCCCACAAUCUGGUCAAGAAGAUUGAAAAGGCCCGUCGCUCCCCAUUCGACACGCUUGAACUGGCCGGACAGCCCAGGUACAUAAAAGGCGGUACUUUGAUGGACUACCAGAAGGAGGGCAUGAAUUGGCUCUACUACAAAUGGUGGGCCGGACAGAAUGUGAUUUUGGCAGAUGAAAUGGGACUGGGAAAGACCAUUCAGAUCAUUUCGUUCUUGUCUGUUUUGUUUGAAGAGCAUAAAAUCUGGCCUUUCUUGGUGGUCGCCCCGCAGUCGACUGUGCCGAACUGGAAACGAGAGAUUCGGACUUGGGCCCCUUCCCUUCGGGUAGUGGCCUACUACGGGACUGAAGUUGGUCGCAAACAUGCGCGCCAAUAUGAAAUGUUUGGACAGGAUGGAAAAUUGAAGUGCCACAUCGUCGUGACGUCUUACACGACCCCCGUCUCCGAUGCUACAAUGCUGCGAAAAAUUCCAUGGCAGGCUCUAAUUGUGGAUGAGGGACAAUGUCUAAAGAACGAAAAGGCCCAGCUCCAUGUCGAGCUAAUGAAGUAUACCAACACGCACAAGGUACUUCUUUCUGGGACGCCCUUGCAGAACAAUCCGAGGGAGCUGUUCAACAUGCUGCAAUUCCUCAAUCCGAAGGAUAUGAACGCCCAAGGAUUGGAGGACGAAUUCGGGAUUCCAACGGUCGAGAAUGUCCCGAAGCUGCAUACUCUCAUCCGGCCGUACUUUCUGAGGCGUACGAAGGCGCAAGUGCUUACCGAUCUUCCGCCCAUGGCUGAGGUCAUUGUACCUAUCUCUAUGACUGCUUUGCAGAAGAGUCUAUACAAGUCAAUCCUCGAGAAGGACGCAAAGAUGAUUCGUUCCCUUCUUUCGCGUGACGGCAAGCUCGGCAAGAGCGAGAAAGGGGGGGUCCGCAACUUGCUAAUGCAGCUUCGGAAGUGCGUCUGCCAUCCAUUCGUCUAUAGUAGAGCUAUAGAGGAGAUCAACGAGGAUGACUCUAAUGAACUCAUCCAUCGGAACUUGGUGGAGGCUGGGUCGAAGCUCGGGCUUUUGAAUAUCAUGCUGCCGAAACUCAAGGAACGAGGACAUCGUGUCUUGAUUUUCUCCCAAUUCCUGGGAAUGCUUGAUGUGAUGGAGGAUUUUCUGGUUGCACUGGGACUUAAGUGGUACCGACUGGAUGGCAAUGUCAGCAGUCUAAACAAGCAGAAGGCCAUUGAUGAGUUUAACGCUCCUGACUCUGACUACUUCGCUUUUCUAUUGUCCACCAGAGCUGGUGGUGUCGGCAUCAACUUGGCAACAGCGGACACGGUCAUCAUUCUGGAUCCGGAUCACAACCCGCAUUCAGACAUGCAAGCCCUCUCGCGAGCACACAGAAUCGGGCAGAAGCAUAAGGUGCUUGUCUUCCACCUGAUGACGCGAGACACCGUCGAGGAAAAGAUCAUGCAGGUGGGCAAGAAGAAGAAGUCUCUUGACCACUUGAUCAUUGAGAGAAUGGGUGACGACGAGAGUGGGGAGCUAGACGCCUUUGACGUGGAAAGCAUUCUCGCCUUCGGUGCGAAGCGUCUUUUCGAAGACGAUAAUGACGACCGGGCCAUCAAGUACGACAACGAAAGUGUCGACAAACUGCUUGAUCGAUCUCAGAUCGAAGAAACUAAGGCUGCAGAGGAUAAUGCCGGCGGUACGUUCAGCUUUGCAAGAGUGUGGGCGAAUGAGAAGGGCACUCUCGAAGAAACCGACUUUGCAAUGGAAUCCGGAAACGACGAUACGGUAGAAGUGGCAUUCUGGGAUCGGAUCGUGAAGGAACGUGAAGAGAUUGCGAAUAAAGAGGCAGCCGCGAAGCAAGAGGAGUUAGGAAGGGGCCGCCGUCGUAAGACCGUUGCCAAGUACGCAAUUGAAGAUGGAAAUGCGGACGACGACGAUAAUGACACCGACUUCCAUACCGACGAUAAAGCUCAAGAAUCGGACGACUCGCAGAGUGGCCAUGAGGAUGUGGAUAAACACGAUUUGAUGAUAGCCGGCGUCGGCAAUGGUCGCAGAAAGCCGUCGUCUAUGACUCCCGUGGCUCACAUGGCUUCAAUGGUUCCUCCGAAUCACACCAUGCCUACCCAUAUGCCUCCCAAUGCUACUGUGCCAUAUCCAUACCCGCCUCCUCAUAUGGCUUCAAUGGCUCCUCCGAAUCACACCAUGCCUACCCAUAUGCCUCCCAAUGCUACUGUGCCAUACCCAUACCCGCCUCCUCUUAUGGCUCUCAAUAGGUCUAUGUACCAGAAUGCUCUGCCCCUCUCGGGCACCAUGCAAACGAUGUUUCCACUGGCGCCUCCCGUUCCCGAAAACCACCCUUCGCAAUUCCAACGAGCCACCAUAAUCCCGCCAACGGACAACCCCAAAUUCCCUUGUUGCCGCGCCUGCCACCACCACCACGCACCGGGCACCUGCUCGUUCAAGCAGAGCGGAGUCGAGCUGUGCCCGUUCUGCAAGACUGCGCACUUUACCAAACGUUGCCCGCACAUGGCGUCGGAGACGCAGCUCAACUUGAUGUUGGAGAGUUUGAGAGAGAGCACCGAAGCUAAAGAGCUGGUCGAUCUUGCCAAGAAGGUUGUUCGCGGCCGGAAGGGAGCUAUUCGCAAGGAGAAGGCGAGGACUGCUCAGUUGGGAACCUCUGCCAGCGGCGCCAAUACUUAGGUAGGUGAUGGACAGAAUUGUGAGUGGAGAAUCGGGAUGGAAGAGGGAUGCAGCUCAUUGUUUGUGCUAGCUUUGUUGGAGGUUUUUUUUUUGCUUUGCUUUCAUAGUCCGAUACACACUGGGUCGUUUUUUUUUCACUACUUGCAUACUGAAUUAGAUUCUGGAGGGGUUUCUUUGCGAAUUUUGCAUCUUCUCAUUCUUCUAUUUCGCUUGACUAUAUACCGUGUACACAUUAAUUUUGCGGGUGGCUGUAUCACUAGAUGAGAUGACCUGGGAGGGGCGGGGCGGGGGG
Tricharina praecox is the source of this 5004-nucleotide messenger RNA. Its product is annotated as P-loop containing nucleoside triphosphate hydrolase protein. The transcript has 8 exons. The record is from RefSeq and is a predicted model, not a curated record. Gene Ontology annotation, cellular component: nucleus; chromatin. Gene Ontology annotation, molecular function: histone binding; ATP hydrolysis activity; ATP binding. Gene Ontology annotation, biological process: chromatin remodeling; negative regulation of transcription by RNA polymerase II. Lineage: Eukaryota; Fungi; Ascomycota; Pezizomycetes; Pezizales; Pyronemataceae. The coding region runs from base 183 to 4712 and encodes 1509 amino acids.